Messenger RNA from Halteromyces radiatus, 2442 nucleotides. RefSeq lists its product as uncharacterized. Gene Ontology annotation, molecular function: heat shock protein binding. NCBI's taxonomy places the organism in Eukaryota, Fungi, Mucoromycota, Mucoromycetes, Mucorales, Cunninghamellaceae. The transcript has 5 exons. The coding region runs from base 1 to 2442 and encodes 813 amino acids. The record is from RefSeq and is a predicted model, not a curated record. Gene Ontology annotation, cellular component: cytosol; mitochondrion.
AUGGAUGACCUGCUUGACCUUAACUGGUCAGACAACAACUUUUCCCAACAACAGCAACGAAAACAACAACCGAAGCAAUCGAAUGAUGUCUUUGCCGACCUGCUUUCUUUUUCUUCUUCAAAACCCAACACUGCACCUUCCCUCAAUCAGCAGCGUCUCCAACAACAAGAACAACGACAACAGCAAACAACACUUAUUCCUUCUUCUUCUUCUUCUUCUUCUCCUUCUAUUACUCGUGUAUCUGCUAACAACUCAAUUUCAUCAUCUUCAUCUACAACAUCCAGUAUAGCAACAACACCAAGACCAUUACAACAACCACUUGCUCCAAAUGAAUUGCUGGAUCCUUUUGGCAAGUCAAAGUCGAAACAACAAUCUAAUCUUCCAUUGAAUGCUUUGCGAUCCCAAACAGUAGAAACUGCUUCGAGUUCAGGUGCGAGUAGCCCAUGGAAUUUUGACUUAUUAUCUCCAGAAACUACUUCCUCUGUUACUUCUUCCGUUGAUCAAUCUGAUCAUAACAACAACAACAAUAAUAAUAAUAUACCAUUGGAUCCGUUCGAUAUGGAUUCCUUGAUGAACGUUACAAAUACAGUUGAUUCCAAUCCAUCAUCCAGUGUCCCUAUGGAAUAUGGUGAAUAUAAUGAUGACGAUGAUGAUGAUGAUGAAAGCAAUCCUCUAGGUCUUUUGGCACAACCUGUCAGCAAAUCAAUCAAGCAUAUUGUAAGUUACUAUAUGUCAUCCAUUCCUGAUCCAACAAAAAAAUCCAAUCAGAAUAAUAAUGAACAUGGUCGACAACAACAACAACAACAACAACAACAACAACAUGAUUCGCUUCUUGCGCAGCUGGUUGAUAUGGGAUUUGGUGUGGAAGAAUCUCAAGUUGCAUUGGAAGCCAGCGGUAAUAUUGAUUUACAAUCGGCUAUUGAUCUCAUAGUACAACAGACGGAAGCUCUAAGACGACAACAACAUGACAACAAACAACAAAAGACUAAUGUACAAGAUAACGAUGAUGGAACCUCAACGCCUUCCUCAGCUACAUCAGAAACUUCUUUCCAACAACAAAAAGAACGACUCGUCUCACAGGCAACUGAAUUGGGUGGUUAUUUUUACAAGAAUGCUAGUCUCCUUGUGAAAUCUGGAAAACAAAAAAUAUCAAAAGCCAUGGAAGAAUACAAAGUACAACAAACGCAACAACGACAAGGACGACCCAAGUGGAUGACGGAAAGUAAUAAUGAUGACGAAUCUUGGUCAACAACAGAUGGUGUUAUCAAUGAUAGCAAUGGGUCGGGCACUAUGGAAAAGUUUGUUGACAGCGAUGACGAUAACGAAAAUAGCAAUGAUAGGCCGGAUAGACAAAUGAUUGAAAGGAUGGAAGAGGAACGACGUCACCUGGAAGCUUUACGACGCAAACAACAAAAGGAACAAGAAAGACAACGCCAACAAAAACCUGUCUUUAGAUCACGACUAGUAGCAGAUGAUGAUGAUGAUGAUGAUGAUAAGCAGUACAUUUCCCCAUCGCGACGACGACAGCCUCAACAACAACAGAAACAACAACAACAGAAACAAACUCCUUCAGCAAUUAAUGGAACAAGAACUGCACCUGCAACUAAACAACCUACUCGAACUAUUGUUGAAGCCUCGCCUACUGUUCUAACAUUAGUAACAGAAUGUCGUCAGAAAGGAAACGAACUCUACAAACUGGGACAAUUUGGGGAUGCGGAAGUGGCCUAUUCAGAAGCAAUUGAACUAUUACCUACUGGACACUAUCAUUCUAUUCUUCUCAGUAACAACCGCGCUAUGACAAGAUUGAAAACGGGACAUUACAAACAAUGCAUUGAAGAUUGUGAUAUAGUUCUGGAUAUAGCUGGUGAUAUGGCAGAAGGAAAUGUGAUGACACAAGGUGGUAUUGAAAUCAAUGCAAAAGAUCAAAUCAUCAAGGCAUUACAUCGAAAAUCAGAAGCUCUGGAACAUAUGGAAAAGUACUCACAAGCUUUAGCCACGUAUGAAGAAUUGACCAAAUGGGAAGGGACUGGCAAUAUCAAGGUGAAUCAAGCGUUGGCAAGAUGUCGAAGAAUUGUACACGGAUCACCACCUGCAAAACCAUCUCCAGCUAGGAAAAAAACACCUAAGAUUGUUAAUGAUUAUAGCGAGAGCAAGGCAGUAUCAGCAAUGCGAGCACAGGCGGCACAACAAGAUGCGGAUGAUGCAGAAAGGUUGGCCAAGACAGAUCAAGUGAACGAAAGAAUAGCGAAAUGGAAACAAGGCAAGGAAACAAAUCUGCGGGCAUUAUUGGCAACUUUGGAUACUUUACUAUGGUCAGAAGCAAAUUGGAAAAGUAUUCAAAUGAGUGAAUUGAUUCAACCCAAGAAAUGCAAAAUCAAUUAUCUCAAGGCUAUUGGAAAAGUACAUCCUGAUAAGGUAAUAUAUAUAUAUAUAUAUAUAUAG